Molecule: messenger RNA, 966 nt
Organism: Vicia faba (fava bean)
Lineage: Eukaryota; Viridiplantae; Streptophyta; Magnoliopsida; Fabales; Fabaceae
Source: the annotation of a GenBank genome assembly
AUGGAUUACUACAACAUACUGAAAGUGAGUCGAAGCGCAACCGACAUUGAUGUGAAGAAAUCAUACAAAAAGCUUGCUAUGAUAUGGCACCCUGACAAAAACCCUGCUAACAGAGACGAAGCUGAGUCCAAAUUCAAGCUGAUUUCUGAAGCCUGCGAUGUUUUAACCGAUCCAGACAAGCGUAGAAUCUACGAUAAUCACGGCGAGGCCGCGCUUAAGUCUGGCGUCGUCCCUCCACCACCCCCCAAACAUUCGCAUUAUCCUUAUGCAUCUUCGUCCUCGUCUUCACGCCUGAAUCGUCAGAGCAGUACCGCCUAUCAUUAUAAUCCUCGCAGUCCGCAUGAUAUUUAUACUGAGAUCUUCGGUCACGAUGAUAUAGAAACUGGUGCUGCUGUGCGGUUUGGUCGGAAUCCUAAGAAGAAGAAAGCUCCUCCUGUCGAGCGUCCCUUGCUUUGCAGCCUGGAAGAUCUGUAUCAAGGAGUUGAGAAGAAGUUGAAGAUUACAAGAACUGUAACCGAUCAUCAUGGGAAGAGUCGUACUGAGGAGGAGAUUGUGACUAUUAACAUAAAACCUGGCUGGAAGAAGGGGACAAAGGUUACCUUCAUUGAAAAGGGUGACCAAGGGCCUGGCGUCAUCCCAGCAGAUAUCAUUUUUUUAAUUGAGGAGAAACCACAUGCACGUUAUAUAAGGAAUGGCAAUGAUCUGAUAAUUAACCAAAUGAUGACUCUGGUCGACGCCCUUACAAAUAAAAUAUUGGAAAUCCCUACCUUGGAUGGGAGGCGACUCAUGGUCCGGUUGUCAGGUAUAGUCACACCUGGCUAUGAGCACGUAGUACCUAACGAAGGAAUGCCAUUAUCCAAAGAACCUGGAAGGAAGGGAAAUUUAAAAAUUAAGAUUAUUGGCAUCAAGUAUCCCUCGAGUCUAACUCCUCGGCAAAAAUCUGAUCUGAGGGGUGUCUUGAGUUAA